UGGAGCGGAUGACAGAAAAUGACACUGGAUCACACGCGCUAAUUCACACUACCAUAACAGGCUGGAUGAAGCACGGGGUGUGACUCUGAGAUGUCUGUUUCCAGCUCACAGGCAGCUGCAGGCCUUUAGAGCACCAACUCUGGGAAUAAGAAUAAGAGAAAAGCCUCAUUGACAUGACAGGAGAGCAGAGUGUGCUGGUGAAGCGGCACGAUGAUUCACAUGAGGUCUUCCAAAUACCUGUUGUUAUCCAUCUUUUCUGACGAUCUAAAGCUAAAUGGAAACUUUAAGUUACCGCGGCAGCCGGACAUCUCCCGUGGUUUCAAAGGGAGCUCGGCAGUGAUUGCAGGCCACUCCCUGAUUAGCCACACCUGUUCCUCAUUAUCCCCUCAGCUCACAGUGGAGAGGCUCCACUCACCAUUCACUCACAUCACAUUCAAUUGUAGAGAUGUUGAACCGGAUGAAGAGGCUGUGAAUGAACCGAUCAACGACGCGGAUGACAAACAACAAGGCGGCUGUGUUUGUGAAGCAGAUGAAGGGAUGAACCAGAGGAGCAUGAGGAGGAGGCGAAGGUCUUGACCAGGCAACACAGGCACCGGGAUCAGGGUUUUCUUUAGCGGCUGCUGACAUCUCCAAACAUCCUGGCAACAAUUUGACUCGGCGGAUAAACAAACUGUAUUUUCAGCCGCAGGUUUGGACAUGAAUCGCUGGUGUGAGUGAACAGAUGAUGAGCUGAUCUGUGAGAGGAGGCAGGGACCACUUUCACUUGUCUCCUCCACCCUGAAACACACCAGUUUGUUUCAGUCGGAGGAAUCCAAGUGGAGCUCAGUCGGAUUAGAGAAGGAGAGAUUUAUAAUUUUAUCUGUUUAUUCUCAUUUCCCCAUCAUCUCCCUGCUGCCUUUUUUUUUCUUCUCUCGUUGGAAUUGGCUUCAAAACAAGACCAUGACAAGGAUGCUGCUUCUCAUUAAGGGGAUUGUGGACCGGACUUUCUAGUCCACUAGGUGAUGACUGGACAAGUGGAGCCUUUGUGGACAUCAGUGUAACAUUUGCUCGAUGAAGGCAGGAGUCCUUUCUUGAGCCAACAUUGUUCUACUUCACACCCACAUUCUCAGAAAUCUGAAUUUGGUGAUUGGACCAUUCACUUGGAAAUGCACCACACCACCUGAAUAAUCCAGCUUCUGCACUGCCUCCAGUUGCUGAGGCUUGUGAAGGCUCUGCCAACACAGACGCACCAGAGAACAAUCGGCGCACUUGAAUUAUCCACCUCCCAUCUCUGAUCCCUGACCCCCACGUGUGUCGGAAAACCUCGGGACCACAUUGUGGGGCUGUUAACCUGUCAGCAGCUGCUCCAUUUGAAUGAAGCAGUAGCCUUUCAUUCCUCUGAGCUCUAGCAGACUACAGGGGCACUGCUCUGUUGUGCACCUCUACCUGGGCUGCCGGCCAGCCAGACGGCCCUCUGGGGGGUUUGGAUUGUGCAGGUACAGCUGGAGAUUUAGGAGUUACUCAGAGUUUCUUCUUCACCACGUGGGCAGAGAAGGAGGGGGACACCAUGGGGUGCUGUAGCGGCAGGUGUACCUUGGCCUUCAUCUGUGGCAUGCAGCUGGUCAGUGUGUUGGAGCGUCAGGUGAUCGAUUUCCUGGGCUACCAGUGGGCUCCCAUCCUGACCAACUUCAUCCACAUCAUCGUCGUCAUCCUGGGCCUGUUUGGCACCAUUCAGUUCAGACCAAGAUACGUCACAGGGUACGCGGCCUGGCUCGUGGCGUGGAUGACCUGGAAUGUUUUCAUCAUCUGUUUUUACCUGGAGGUUGGGGAUCUCUCCAAAGAUUCUGACCUCGUGCUGACUUUCAACCUGUCCAUGCAUCGCUCCUGGUGGAUGGAGAACGGCCCCGGGUGCAGGGUGACACCCAUCACCCCUCCCCCCUCCUGGGCACCCGAGGACCACCGAUAUAUAUCUAUAUCUGGCUGUCUGAUGGAUUUCCAGUUCAUAGAGGUGGCUCACUCCUCGCUGCAGAUACUGCUGGCUUUGGUGGGGUUUAUCUACGCCUGCUAUGUGGUCAAGCUCAUUUCUGAAGAGGAGGAUAGCUUCGAUUUUAUAGGAGGGUUUGACUCGUAUGGUUACCAGGGGCCUCAGAAGACGUCUCACCUUCAGCUACAGCCCAUGUACAUGUCAAAGUAAACCCGGGAUAAACUCGAGGAGAGCUGCCUUACCAACCACCACUGCUUCACAUCCUGCUUUUACUACUUCAACUGAAAAACAACUGAGACACAGUCAAGUAGAUGGGAGUCACUGACAUUUGAAUUUUCUGUGAUUCAACCAACAAAUACCCCCUC
This is a messenger RNA of Solea senegalensis (Senegalese sole), 2328 nucleotides long. It is a transcript of the gene nkain2, whose product is annotated as sodium/potassium transporting ATPase interacting 2. The record is from RefSeq and is a predicted model, not a curated record. Gene Ontology annotation, biological process: regulation of sodium ion transport. The coding region runs from base 1547 to 2173 and encodes 208 amino acids. NCBI's taxonomy places the organism in Eukaryota, Metazoa, Chordata, Actinopteri, Pleuronectiformes, Soleidae. The transcript has 12 exons.